AAAUUUAAACAUUUUUACAUUCCACUGGCCACCAUUCCCCAUAACAAUGGAUUUUCAUCAACAAAUCUUUAAGAAAACCUUCUUAUUAAAAAUAUAUUUCUUCAUGACAAAUUGCCGUUGACCACAAACAAUACCUAACAAUGUUUAUCUAGCAAUUAAUACAAUGCACCUUUCUUUCUAGCAGAUUAGCAGAUUGAGUUUGCAGAACAUGGCUUCUUCGCAGCAAAGAAUCACAAUUAAUGCAAAGGUAUGGUCUCUGCAGACAACAAGAAACCUGCUUUCCGAGCGAAAGAAGUAAAUCAUUCCCCUUCAGCGCUCCCGCUCCCGCUCCCGCCUAGCCACCAUUUCCCUGCUUUCUUCUUCCUCCAGUCUCCAAUCCCAUGGCGGUGGCGGAGGUGCCGCCACCUCCUCCGCUCCGCAGCCAUUGAAUCCCAAUUCUCCCCUCCCCCUCCUGCUUACGCCGCCCCGUUUCCCUUUUCGUCCGACUCCUACUCCGAUCACGUGCUCUCCCCCUACGGCCUCGACGACGCGGCGAUCAAGACUCUACCGCUCUCCAUUUUCUCCAAAUCAAAAGCAAAGCAACCGGCCUCAACAAAUCGGGACUGCGCAGUCUGUCUCUUCGAGUUCGAAGACGGCGAAUGGCUCCGCACCCUACCGAUCUGCAGUCACGCCUUCCAUAUCGAAUGCAUAGACGUCUGGCUCCGAUCCCACCCCACCUGCCCUCUCUGCCGUGCCGCCAUCUCCUUCCGAUCCGAAUCUCCAUUCAUCCCCAUGCGAGCGGCUCGCAUCCGCCCUAGCUUCGACGACAUCGUCCUCGAACAUCCGGCAGCAAUAGAUCCAGCCUCGCCGAUUUCGGAAGAAAGGGGGAGGGGCUUUCCCCUAAAGAGAUCCUACUCCUUCGGAUUCGAGCGGAGCGUUGGCGCGGAACGGAUGGUGAUGGAGAUUACCGCGGCGGCGACCGUAUCGCCGGCCUGGGGACUCCGGCAUCAGCAGCACCAGGGCAACCAUCAUCAGCAUCGAGGUUUUUGGAGCAAGCGGUGGGCGUCGCCGUUCGGAAGCGGGGGUGGUUCGGCGAGACCGUAUUAUAAUCGGAGAUCGCCGUUUGUUCGGCGAUGGGGAUUCGUGCCGCUAUCCGGAGGCGGCGGUGGGGCGGUGGGUUCUUCAACGGCGGCGAUAGGCGGGAGGAGGAGCAGAUCGAUGACGAGUCCGUCGGCGAUGGGGAUGGGGAGAGCGCUGGGAUUUUCGUCGAGCCGGAUGAGGUGCGGGGAUCCGGAGGCGCUGAUUUCGCCGGAGAGGUUUAACCGGCGUUAACCGGUUGGUAGGGCGUGGGGGGACCGGGAGUAUCGGGUGGCCACCGGUGAAGAUGGCUGCUUAAUGGCGAGUGGGAUGGGAGAAUUUAAUGAGCUGCUGGGGAGCUUUAAAUGAGAGAGAGAAUAAACGGUGGCGAUGAGAGAAGGGAGAGAUGGGCGGCGCGAUUUGAAGAAGCAUUUAUUUUAAUUUUUUAAAAAGUCUGGGGCUCCGCUGACUGACUGCAGAUGAAUUCAUAUUUGUAUGUUGGCAAUUAAUGCGAUAUUUGUUGAGGAUUUU
This is a messenger RNA of Phalaenopsis equestris, 1587 nucleotides long. RefSeq names its product RING-H2 finger protein ATL65. NCBI's taxonomy places the organism in Eukaryota, Viridiplantae, Streptophyta, Magnoliopsida, Asparagales, Orchidaceae. Gene Ontology annotation, biological process: protein ubiquitination. Gene Ontology annotation, molecular function: transferase activity. The record is from RefSeq and is a predicted model, not a curated record.